Molecule: messenger RNA, 1394 nt
Organism: Saccoglossus kowalevskii
Lineage: Eukaryota; Metazoa; Hemichordata; Enteropneusta; Harrimaniidae
Product: receptor-type tyrosine-protein phosphatase F-like
Biological process (GO): protein dephosphorylation
Molecular function (GO): protein binding; protein tyrosine phosphatase activity
Source: RefSeq, a predicted model, not a curated record
GUCCGAAUCCAUCAACAUGCAAUGAUCUUUGGCGAAUGGUCUGGCAAGUUGAGUGUGCAACAAUAGUAAUGACAACGCAACUUGUAGAACAUGGCAAGGUGAAAUGCCACAAAUACUGGCCUGAUAUAAACGAUGGUGCAACUGUGUAUGGUAAUAUCCAAAUACAAAAUAUAAAGGAAGACAAAUAUGCAGACUGCGUGUUGAGACGAUUUCAAGUAAGAGAGGUUGGGGGAGAGGUUAGACGUGAGGUGAAGCAAUUUAAUUUUCUUCUGUGGCCCGACAUGGGUGUACCUAAAUACCCAUCUCAAGUACUGUCAUUUCUAAGACGCGUCAAUGCUCACAACCCACCCAACGCAGGCCCAAUUGUAGCACAUUGUAGUGCUGGAAUUGGUAGAACAGGAACAUUCAUUACUUUAGACGCCAUGUUGAAAAUGGCGAAGGAAGAAGGCACGAUCGACAUCUUUAAAUAUGUGAUGUCGGCAAGGAGAAACAGAAUGAACUUUGUACAGACUUUUAAUCAGUAUGAAUUCAUUUAUACGGCACUGUUAGAAGCUACAUUGGUUGGGAACACAGAAAUACCUUCUACAGAAUAUAGAAGCGUUUUGAAAAACCUAAAAUGCCCCGAUGAAUAUGGACAGAAGGUUAAAUUAGUAAAAGAAUUCGAUAAUUUGAAUCGAUUUUGUAUUGCCCCGACUGACAUUGAAUGUAAAGCUGGAUUGGACCCGAGAAACCAGUUAAAGAACAGAUAUCCAGAUAUUGUACCAAUCGACAUGCAAAUACCACGGUUGAUAACGCCACUCAACGAAGAUGAUUCUUCAAACUACAUCAACGCAUCGUUCUUUACGGCAUACACGCGUAAUGAUGCAUUGAUAGUCACUCAAAUGCCACUACAUAACACAAUUACAGACUUUUGGAGAUUGAUCUACGAUUGGAAAUCAAACACUAUUGUAAUGUUAAAUGACAUGGACAAAGACUUGGUAACUGGGAAAUAUUGGUCUGAUGGUAAGGCAGUGGAACACGGCCCAUUUACUGUUAAACUCAUAUCAAUACAACUGUACGAUGAGAUCAUUGAACGGAAGUUUGAACUAAUUAACAAGAGGAAAAUGAAUAACGAGUCCCAUCGACUUAUUACCCAAUAUCAAAUAACAGAUUGGUCCCCAGAAGACGUUCCUCGUUCUAAGACUGUGAUGAUGCGAUUAGUGACAAUGAUUGAAAAAUAUCAACAGUCUGGGGAUGGACCGAUAACUGUGCAUUGCAGGAAUGGCAUCGGUCGUAGUGGUGUGUUCUGUGCAGUUGUUGCCGUACUUGAACGAAUUAAAGUGGAACAGAUGGUGGAUGUGUUUCAAGCUGUUAAGGCACUGAGAAUCAAUCGGCCUGGAAUGAUUGAAACUGUG